AUGCCUCAAGCAAAUAAACUAAGCGAAUUUGAUUCAACUGUUAUUGAACGGGAUCCUGGUUUACGCUUGCAAAUUUGCGAAUAUCCGGUUAAUCAACGGGAUGAGCCAAAUAAGUUGAUCAGUCAUUCUGCACUUGUUGAUGAGGGGUUUAACAAUUGGAAGAGAGUAAAUGAUGGAUCCAAAUGUGUUUUUUUGCUUUAUGUCGGACUUGUAUCUUCAUCGCAUAGUCAUUAUGUUAUUAGUCAUGACAAUUUAAAGAUAUCUUCCCAAUACAUUGAAAAAGUAUUGAAUGCGCAAUUAAAAGAAGAAAUUUUGAAGAAUCGAAUGCGGGUAAAGGCAACAAUUGAAACUAUUCAAGUAUUUGCUCUUCAAGGACUUGGUUUUAGAGGUCAUGAUGAAAGCUCGACUUCAUUGAAUCAAGGUAAUCUAAUUGAAUUAUUAAAGUUCAAGGCGAGAGGAAAUGAUGCACUUGAGAGCAUUAUAUUAAAGAAUGCUCCACAAAAUGCCAAAUACACUUCUCUAAAGAUCCAAAAGGAGAUUUUGCAUAUUCUUGCUAACAGAGUUAGGAACAUGAUUUUUGAUGAAGUUGCAAGAGGUUAUUUUUGUAUUCUUGUUGAUGAAUCCCGAGACAAGUCUAAAAAAAAACAAAUGGCCCUUUAUUUGAGAUACGUCAAGAAUGAUGGUUUGCUAGGGGCAAGGUUAUUUGAUAUCGUGGGUGUCGAAAAUACAUCUGCAUUGACUCUUAAAAAAGAGAUAUCGAAUAUCCUUUUUCGAUUUAAUCUCACUAUUCAAAACAUGCGUGGUCAAGGGUAUGAUGGUGCUAACAAUAUUCGUGGCGAAUGA
Molecule: messenger RNA, 843 nt
Organism: Camellia sinensis
Lineage: Eukaryota; Viridiplantae; Streptophyta; Magnoliopsida; Ericales; Theaceae
Source: RefSeq, a predicted model, not a curated record